UAAGAAAUGAAGUUUGGGCAGACAGACAGACUCCUGGGGUCGGCUGACAGUCACAAUGUCCAGAGGGCCUGUCGUCCUCUGGCUGCUGAGGGAGCUGUGGUGGCUUUAUUUGACACCAGCUGCAGCACAGACUGUGGUGACAGGAUACGUGGGCCAGAUGGUGACUUUGCCCUGUCUGUACUCAUCAUGGUCUCCCAGCAACAGCAUGUGCUGGGGCAAAGGCUCGUGUCCCAACUCCAAGUGCAACGAGGAGCUUCUCCACACUGAUGGGACCAGCGUGCUCUCCCAGAAGUCGAAUAGAUACCAGCUUUGGGGGAAUAUGAGGAGAGGCGACGUCUCCUUGACCAUCCUCAACACCAACCAAGGUGACAGCGCUACGUACUGCUGCCGCAUAGAGGUGCCUGGCUGGUUCAAUGAUGUCAAGAAGAACAUUGUCCUGAGGAUAACAAGAGCCCCAACAACCACCCGACGCCCAACAACCACCACCACCACCACCACCACCACCACCCCCACCACUACCACUACCACCACCACCACUGCUAUGCCAACAACCACAGCUGUGCUUCCAACGACAGUCAUGACUACACCUGACCUUACAACCGGAACACCACUUCAGACAAGAACCACCACUGCCCUCACAACAAUGACAACCACGUGCCCAUGGACAACACCAACCUCCCUUCCUGCGGCAACCACAGUUCUCCUGACCACUGAGCCUUCCACCGAAGGAUCCACCCUCACUACAGCCACUGAGACGACAAUUCUUAUGGAAAAUGAAGUUGAAAGAGAAAAGUUGAGUGGGGUGGACGGCUCCUUCCUUGCGAAGAUCAUUGCUCCCUCCCUUGGAUUUGUGCUGUGUGCAUUGAUUGUAGCGCUUCUACUUCGAGGAAAAGUCAUGAAAAUCAAUUGCUUCCAGAAACACAUAAGGCUACACAAUGUUGGAGAAAGUAAAAACGGCCUCGAUGACCUACAGCAUGGGAGAGAAGAUGAAGAUGGUCUUUUCACACUAUAACGUGCCAUUUUUUUUUAGAAUGGAGGACAGGGAUAGGAUGUGUGAAUUGUCAAAUCAGUCUUAGAAUGUCUAUUUGUUUGCUUUUAAAACCCCAUCUAUUCCUUUGGUGUCAUUGAGCCAGUCUUGGUUUAGUUUCACAAGUGGAAGGCACCUGAGAUGCUUCAUCUCCUUCCCAGCAUCACUGCUAAGUGAUCUUGCUCACUAUGCUUGAAUACAUUCAGUGAUGAUGAGCUCACUGCCACACUCAGGGAGCCCAUGCAAUCUCAGAACAGUUCUGCCUCCAGAUAACAUCUGCCUGUCAGUCCUCAUUGAACUCAUGGUGCUCACACAGACCACGUCUAAUAUCUCCUUUAUGUGGUAGUGCUCCAGGUACACCAAACCUAUGUCUCUGGAAAUUACCUUGUUUCUGGAAUGUGAUUUCUGAAUCCUCCCCUCCUGUAGUUGACUUCACUGUGGAUGCAUUUGCAUAUCAGCUUCCAGUGCCCCACUCCAGGAAUAGUGUGAGCAGCCCUGGGGUCUCUGCUUCAUCAAUAAUGCAGGAACUGAUGUCAUCUCCAAAACUCCUUGGUUUUCUAUUAUUUUCUGUUCACAUUUGAGUGUCUUUAGGGAUGCCCAUGGUGUCACAUCUUAAUUCUUGCUUGGGGAAUUCAAUUUUGGGAACAAUCAAGAGUCCACCAGAGCAAAAUGCAGUAAGUGACGAGGACAUUCAACCAGGGCCAACGCAUGAUCUGACUGUAAGGCAACCCAGAUUAAACACAGUUCGUGGAAA
Pipistrellus kuhlii (Kuhl's pipistrelle) is the source of this 1781-nucleotide messenger RNA. RefSeq names its product T-cell immunoglobulin and mucin domain-containing protein 4. The record is from RefSeq and is a predicted model, not a curated record. The transcript has 8 exons. Lineage: Eukaryota; Metazoa; Chordata; Mammalia; Chiroptera; Vespertilionidae. The coding region runs from base 56 to 1012 and encodes 318 amino acids.